Messenger RNA from Abrus precatorius (Indian licorice), 807 nucleotides. RefSeq names its product leucine-rich repeat protein 2-like. The coding region runs from base 103 to 741 and encodes 212 amino acids. The transcript has 7 exons. The record is from RefSeq and is a predicted model, not a curated record. Gene Ontology annotation, molecular function: protein binding. Lineage: Eukaryota; Viridiplantae; Streptophyta; Magnoliopsida; Fabales; Fabaceae.
UUUCUUCUCUUCUCUCUUCUUAUUUAGUCCUCACUUUUUCCCUGCCCUUUCUGAAGUCAGUCUUACUUUCUCUCACAAAAAUUUGCGCUCCAAGGAAAAAAAAUGGCACCUUUCAUGUCCCUCUCUGUGUUAUUUCUCUUUCUCCACUACCCCUUUUUAUCCCUUUCAACCAACUCUGAAGGGAAUGCUUUGCAUGCUUUGAGAAGCAGGCUUUCUGACCCCAACAACGUGCUGCAGAGUUGGGACCCAACUCUGGUUAAUCCUUGUACUUGGUUCCAUGUUACCUGUAACUCCAACAAUCAUGUGAUUCGCUUAGACUUGGGUAAUUCUAACGUUUCUGGAACUCUGGGCCCAGAACUUGGCCAGCUAAAUCAUCUGCAGUAUCUGGAGCUCUAUAAGAAUGACUUGAGAGGACAGAUUCCUGAGGAACUCAGUAACUUGAAAUCGCUUAUUAGCAUGGAUUUCUAUGAUAACAAUUUUGAGGGGAAGAUCCCAAAGUCAUUUGGCAAGUUGAAGUCACUUAAAUUCAUGCGGCUAAGCAGCAACAAGUUGACAGGAUCAAUCCCAAGAGAACUCACUGUUCUCACUAAUCUCAAAGUCUUUGAUGUUUCUAAUAAUGACCUAUGUGGAACAAUACCAGUAGAUGGCAAUUUUGAAUCUUUCCCAGUGGAAAGUUUUGAAAACAACAGGUUUAGUGGUCCCGAGCUAAAAGGACUUGUUCCAUAUGAUUUUGGAUGCUGAAGAUAAAAGUCGCAUAUUAUCUAAAGUAAGACUGCGAUGCAGAGGCUUAGUUUACGUAGGGAGUAU